AUGGCAUCACACCCGGGAGGAGGCGAUAAAGGAAAUAGUAAAGAGCAGAUACUGGAAGUAGGAGCUGUUUUGUUAAAAGAUUUCAUCUUCGAGCGUGUUCGGCGGCAUGGAGACGACAGCGCUGUAGUGACGAGGGCACAGCUGGGCGGAGGAGAGCUGUGUGACCCAAACCACAAAAAGCUCGCUCAGUGCCUGCAACAGAUCGGAGAUGAGCUGGAUAGCAAUGCAGAGCUCCAAAGUAUGAUAAACAGCUCCUCACUCAGUCCAACGAAAGACAUGUUCAUGAAAGUUGCCAUCGAGAUCUUCUCAGAUGGAAAAUUCAACUGGGGCCGGGUCGUUGCGCUGUUCUACUUUGCCUGUCGACUCGUUAUCAAAGCUCUUGUGACCAAUGUUCCUGAUAUCAUCAGGACAAUUAUCACUUGGACCAUGGACUACCUCCGGGAACAUGUGAUCAAUUGGAUCAGGGACCAAGGCGGCUGGGAAGGCAUUCGCUCCCACUUCGGCACUCCCACAUGGCAAACGUUGGGCGUCUUCUUGGCGGGUGUCCUCACCACUGUUCUAGUCAUUCGCAAAUUGUGAGGGGUAUAUGAAGAGGCGCCAGAGGAAAGAUGAGAGUAACUGCAAUAACGGGGAACUGGGUACAGGAAGAGGACCAGGGAAACAGAAAGAAGCUAUGGCAUAGUGAACGAGUUGACCAGGAAGAACUUGCAUUUGGAUACAAGGAAGUUCUCUUCGCAUCUGCCUCCCAUUCAUUUCUAAGAAUUGGGAGUUGGACUUAAUGCACUGUCGCACCCAUAAUCCCUAUGCUGCCAAGGAAGUAAGGGGGAGGUUGGGGGUGGAGAGGUUGUCAGACUUGAACAGGGAAUGCAUUUUAAGUAAUUUAUUUUUUACUUGGUACAUAUUAAAAAAAAGUCAAUGCAUUCUGUUUUCUGCCCUAAAUGUCAAAAUGUAUACAAACUGACACGUUUCCUCUUUGCGUUAUUUUCAUUGUAGUUAUAUUUUUGUUUCUAUUCAACUUUUUCUCAUCUUUUUGCUCUCUAUAUAUUCUUUUUCAUCAUGUCUGUAUGAUUAAGAAUGCAUCAUCAUCUGUAUUUGUGAGUGAUUACUGGUGUAAAUCUGUAAUUGAUCUGCUGGCAAUGAACUUGAUGGAGAGAGGUCUCAUUCCAUCAAGUUUAAAACAAAAUUACAAACAUUUUUUCAAACAAUUAUUAGAUUUACCAAGAAGAUGAUGAAAUCAAAUCACACUUCAAAAACCAUAACCUUGUAAAUCAGUGAAUCAUAAUUUUAAGGGCCAGUUUAAAAAUAGGAACCUCAGCAAUUUGACAGUAAACAAUCUGAAUUCCUCUUUUGGGAAACAAUAAAUCAUAUGCUGCCAUUUUGCAGUUUGACCAGCAUUGUGACCUUAAUGUGGCUCACACAAAGAUUAACCCUGCCUAUCAAUAUUUGUCUGUGCUGCGAUCGGAGCCACGUGUCACGAACUGACAUUUCCUGUGACCUAUGAAAGACGUUGCACUGCAGAGACAAAAAGCACUGGACUCACAGAUACUUACCUCACUUUUUACACUAUUCAGAGUACUGUAUUUUUCACAUGAUUUUUUCAAACUGCAAUCUUAUCUCAGCAGAAAAGGACGUUUUAUACAUUUAAUUGUUUGUCAGUGCCUUGGUGUUUUUUUUACUAUGAAGUCACUUUGAUAUAGUCAAAUUUUUUCUCCUGUUUUCUAUCAUAUUUGCAAAGCCAGAAUUUGUUUCAAGUCCCCCCAAAAAUCCAUUUGCAGUGAUAUGUUUGCUGUAUUAUGAAAAAUAAAUCUUUUAACUCUUA
Messenger RNA from Scomber scombrus (Atlantic mackerel), 1819 nucleotides. RefSeq names its product apoptosis regulator BAX-like. Gene Ontology annotation, biological process: extrinsic apoptotic signaling pathway in absence of ligand; release of cytochrome c from mitochondria; intrinsic apoptotic signaling pathway in response to DNA damage. Gene Ontology annotation, molecular function: protein homodimerization activity; channel activity; protein heterodimerization activity. Gene Ontology annotation, cellular component: mitochondrial outer membrane. Lineage: Eukaryota; Metazoa; Chordata; Actinopteri; Scombriformes; Scombridae. The transcript is spliced from 6 exons. The record is from RefSeq and is a predicted model, not a curated record. Bases 1 to 579 code for a protein of 192 amino acids.